AUGUGUGAUAAAGACUGUAGUGAGACUCAUCCCCAAUACUCAUUCCAAUAUGGUGUCAACGACCACCAUACCGGAGACGUCAAAUCACAACAUGAAGUUCGUGACGGAGAGGCAGAAAAAGGUCAAUAUUCUUUGGUUGAACCUGAUGGUUCCGUACGCACAGUUAAGUCUGUAGCCAACGACAGAGAUGGUUUUCAAACAGCAGUUGUUUCCAAAACUGGACCUACUGUACAUUCCCUUGGACAUCACGGACAUCAUUGAUGCAACUAUACCCACGAGAGGCGAUUUUCACUUGAGGUUAUAUUUGAAAUC
This is a messenger RNA of Ctenocephalides felis (cat flea), 312 nucleotides long. RefSeq names its product cuticle protein 19-like. The transcript has 4 exons. The record is from RefSeq and is a predicted model, not a curated record. Bases 1 to 261 code for a protein of 86 amino acids. NCBI's taxonomy places the organism in Eukaryota, Metazoa, Arthropoda, Insecta, Siphonaptera, Pulicidae. Gene Ontology annotation, cellular component: extracellular matrix.